Mesoplodon densirostris (Blainville's beaked whale) is the source of this 7616-nucleotide messenger RNA. RefSeq names its product methylenetetrahydrofolate reductase (gene MTHFR). Gene Ontology annotation, molecular function: FAD binding; methylenetetrahydrofolate reductase [NAD(P)H] activity. The record is from RefSeq and is a predicted model, not a curated record. Gene Ontology annotation, cellular component: cytosol. Gene Ontology annotation, biological process: tetrahydrofolate interconversion. The transcript has 12 exons. Bases 947 to 3037 code for a protein of 696 amino acids. Lineage: Eukaryota; Metazoa; Chordata; Mammalia; Artiodactyla; Ziphiidae.
CUCAACUGCUUGACGUUGGGUGUACCAGGGUGUGUUACGUGCACUUGUGUGUGUUUUAGGGGAGAGGAGCAUUGGAUCUCAUCAGUUUCUCAAGAGUCUAGGACCCCCAAAAUGGUUAAGAACACGGGCUUAGCAGUGGACAUUCCCUGAAAGACGUGAACUUGGCCUGGUUGCUCCUCUAAUGCUCCAGGUCACCACACCCUGGAUUUUCACUACUGUGUGUUUGCAUCUUGCUGUGCAAGUGUAGUGUUUUGUUUUCGUUUUUGUCUUAUUUUCCCCACCAAACUGCCCAACGGCGCUGUGCCCUCUUGUCGGCCAGCCUGUGGUUGCCGUGGUUCAGGGCUUCAACCGCGGUGGCUUUGCAGUCGCUGUAAUCACUUGAACUGACUUCACUGGUGUGUGUAAGGAGAACAGCCUGGAAGGCAGGCGCAGACUGUUCAGCCUUUGUUCUGAGUUGGACAUCAAUUCAUGCCCUUAUUGAAUUGGGGUCUGGCUAUUUUUGGAACCCAGCCAAUGUCUAGUUCUAACCCAUGACAUGGUCUUUUCAGAGAAGCACAAAGUCGGGAGAAAUCAGGCUGCUUUGUCAAGCUCUCACCCCUUCCAGCCUGCACGCAUACAAACUGUUCCAAGUAACAGGAGAUGUUUCCAUGGCUGAGCCUUUCCUUCCUUGGCAUGUGAUCCAGUCACCCUGAACAUCUGUUGGCCUCAUCACGCCCAAACCCUGCAGUCUGCAGUCCCACGUCCCCCUCCUUCCAUCCGCCUUCGGCCUCUAGAGCCUCAGCCCUCCCCCUCGCCGGGAAGCCUUGCCCCCGCCCCUUCGCGCCGGCCCCAGCUACUGCUCUCAGCUCUUCCUUUGUCACAGCUCCGCCCAGUCGGACACACCCGCUGGGGAAGGUUCCUCCAUUUCUUCCCCAGUGGUCUGGGGUCUGAGUUUACACUGGCAGAGAUGGACCGUCCCAAACCCAAGGUCCUCCCGGCGGGGCACUGCUGCCCCUCCCUGGGAAUGCGGGCCUGGGAGGCUGGCAGCGCGAGGUUCUCAGUGCCACCCUCCAUCAGCAGGAGCUCGGCCAUGGUGAACGAACCCAGAGAGCAUGGCGGCCCCAGCCCCCGCUGGGAGGGCAGCAGCAGUGGCAGCGAGAGCUCCAAGGAUAGUUCAAGGUGCUCCACACCCGUGCUGGACCCUGAACGCCACGAGAGGCUCAGGGAGAAGAUGAAGCGGAGGAUGGAAUCUGGUGACAGGUGGUUCUCCCUAGAAUUCUUCCCUCCUCGAACUGCUGAGGGAGCUGUCAAUCUCAUCUCAAGGUUUGACCGGAUGGGGGCAGGUGGUCCCCUCUUCAUAGAUGUGACCUGGCAUCCAGCAGGGGACCCUGGCUCAGACAAGGAGACCUCGUCCAUGGUGAUCGCCAGCACCGCCGUGAACUACUGUGGCCUGGAGACCAUCCUGCACAUGACCUGCUGCCAUCAGAGCCGGGAAGAGAUCACAGGCCACCUGCACAAGGCCAAGCGUCUGGGCCUGAAGAACAUUCUGGCACUGAGGGGAGAUCCCAUAGGUGACCAGUGGGAAGAGGAGGACGGAGGUUUCAACUAUGCCGUAGACUUGGUGAAGCACAUCCGAAGCGAGUUUGGUGACUACUUCGAUGUCUGUGUGGCAGGUUACCCCAAAGGCCACCCCGACUCAGAGAGCUUUGAGGCUAGCCUGAAGCACCUAAAGGAGAAAGUGGCCGCGGGAGCCGACUUCAUCAUCACCCAGCUCUUCUUCGAGGCCGGCACUUUCUUCCGCUUUGUCAAGGCUUGCUCCGAGAUGGGCAUUACUUGUCCCAUCCUCCCCGGGAUCUUCCCUAUUCAGGGCUACCACUCCCUCCGGCAGCUUGUAAAGCUGUCCAAGCUGGAGGUGCCGCAGCGGAUCAAGGACGUGAUCGAGCCAAUCAAAGACAACGACGCUGCCAUCCGCAACUACGGCAUCGAGCAGGCGCUGAGCCUGUGCCAGGAGCUUCUGGCAAGCGGCUCGGUGCCGGGCCUGCACUUCUACACCCUGAACCGCGAGGUGGCCACCACAGAGGUGCUGAAGCGCUUGGGCAUGUGGAUCGAGGACCCCAGACGUCCCCUGCCCUGGGCCAUCAGUGCCCACCCCAAGCGCCGAGAGGAAGAUGUCCGUCCCAUCUUCUGGGCCUCCAGACCAAAGAGUUACAUUUAUCGCACCCAGGAGUGGGAUGAGUUCCCCAACGGCCGCUGGGGCAAUUCCUCCUCUCCGGCCUUUGGGGAGCUGAAGGACUACUAUCUCUUCUACCUGAAGAGCAAGUCCCCAAAGGAAGAGCUGCUGAAGAUGUGGGGGGAGGAGCUGACCAGCGAGGAAAGUGUCUUUGAAGUCUUUGCCCGCUACCUCUCGGGAGAGCCGAACCAGAACGGCUGUAAAGUGACUUGCCUGCCCUGGAAUGAUGAGCCCCUGGCGGCCGAGACCAGCCUGAUGAAGGAGGAGCUGCUGCGAGUGAACCGGCGGGGCAUCCUCACCAUCAACUCGCAGCCCAGCAUCAACGGGAAGCCGUCCUCUGACCCCAUCGUGGGCUGGGGCCCCGGCGGGGGCUACGUCUUCCAGAAGGCCUACCUGGAGUUCUUCACUUCCCGAGAGACAGUGGAAGCACUUCUGCAGGUGCUGAAGAAGUACGAGCUCCGGGUGAACUACCACAUCGUGGAUGUGAAGGGUGACAACAUCACCAACGCCCCCGAGCUGCAGCCCAACGCCGUCACCUGGGGCAUCUUCCCUGGGCGAGAGAUCAUCCAGCCCACAGUGGUGGACCCGGUCAGCUUCAUGUUCUGGAAGGACGAGGCCUUCGCCCUGUGGAUCGAGCAGUGGGGCAAGCUGUAUGAGGAGGAGUCCCCGUCCCGCAUGAUUAUCCAGUACAUCCACGACAACUACUUCCUGGUCAACCUGGUGGACAACGAGUUCCCGCUGGACAGCUGCCUGUGGCAGGUGGUGGAAGACACGUUUGAGCUUCUCAACAGGCCCCCCCAGAACAAGAGGGAGACGGAGGCGCCGUGACCCUGAGCCCUGACACCCUUAGCUUGAGGCCACUGUGUCCCGCCUUCCUCCUCUCCGUCCUGGUUCUCUGGGAGACCCCCGUUCUCCUUCACUUCCCCCCACCUCCUGACACAGUGAUGGCAGCUAGACUGGUGUGAGGAUUCCAGGCUCUGGCUGGACCGGAGUCCGCCCCACAUGGGAGCCAGGUGUUCCCUGCCUAGCGGAGAGUCUGUGCUCCGGUGGGAAGCAGCCCCAUCCCCCAGAGGAGCACGUGGGCAGAAGGCAUCCUUCCUGAGAAGCGUUGUUGCCGACGGAACCCCUAGGAGCCAGCCUGGGACCGCCAGUGACCUUGCUCUUGGGGCCUAUGGAGGACAAGCAAAGCGAACGUGGCAGUGGGCUCUGUGGGAUUGCAGAGGAGACAUGGCAGCGUCAAGGCGCUGCAGCCUUCCACCUCCAAGGCGUUGGCAGCCAGGCACGACCCACUCGGGAAUGAAGGGGCGGACCACUGCCCUGCCAGGCACUGGCCCCUGGAUGGACCUUGGGCUGAAACCUAAUAGUUGUCGCCUCCUUCUAGCCAAGAGCUCAGCUGAGCUUCUCCCUUUUCUACAGCGCUGCUUUUUGAAACAGUUGUCUCCGUUCCCGUGGCUCGAGAAAGUGCCUCUUAAGGGAUAAAGGUGUCUGAACCUUUGUGCGUGGUGGAGCCCUCGGCCUUCCCUAUUCUCCCCUGGCUCUGAGGGGUGAAGGGAUACCUGCCUGUUACCAUCGAGGGCGAAGAUGAGGUUGGCCCGAGCAGGACUGACCUUUUCCUGGCUUAUUUUUCGGACAGACCUCCUCCUGCCCGCCGCUCCCUCCCGUCCAUGCACCCUGUCCCAGAAGCUGUCUGUCUGGCACUGCUCCCCAGGCAUCAGCUCUCAAGCCCCACUACCCAGGGGCUGUGACUGACACGUGCACGUAGGCUGGUCCCUGUCCCAGUCCCUGCUUGCGGGUCUUCACCAGCUCAGGGCAAGGAGAGGGGGCCGGUUGUCCACAGGGCGGCAGAGGAAGCAGGUCAGAGGGACUGGUUGGGUGGGGCAGAGGGCAGCCUUUAGGAGAAACUGAGAGAAGCAGCUGGGGCUAAGACGGGCGUUUUAUUGUCCUUCAGAGCUCUUGGCCUGAGCGCCUUGUGCCUGCGCCUGUACUCCUCAGGUGGGUGGGGCUCCGAUCUGUUUUCCUUUCCAGGGGAACGGGUCACAGCUGCUGCUGGGCCCCCUGCUUCACCCCAAGUCCGCCAAGCACAGGGGCUCUGGCGGCUUCCUGCCUGCUCCGAGGCCUCCCACUGCUGCUGGCUCUGCCCCUCAGGGCCCUGGCUGCCAGACGCUGGUGCCAUGUUUCAAAGGCCUGGAAGCUCUUUGGCUCCCUCCUGGGUGUGUGCUGUCAGAGCUGGAAGAACUCCGGGGCCAGCUCCUGCCCCCGAGGGAAGAGGAGGCCCUUCCCUCAGCCCCAGGCCAGACGCACAGGCCCGGAAGCGCUGUUGCCUGCGAUCAGGGAAGCUGGGAUCGAGUGCACAUCAGGGAGGGGCACUCAGCGACCCACACCCAACACGGGCGGGUGUGAGCAGCCUCUGUGCCACAGGCCAAGCCCUGUCCCCGGACCAGUGACGGACCAGGACUGUGCUCAGCACGAGGUCACCAGCUGGAUGAAGGGCUCUGGAAUCCAGGCUGUUUUCUCUAACUGAACUGACCCCUCCCCUGAAAAAGAAGGGGUUCUGGGGGCAGCAAGCAGGGAGGGCUGCAGCUCAGGAAUGUGCAGGUGUGGCACGGCUAGGAAGGGCCUGCUGGGGGGCGGGGCCGCCCCCCAGUACCUGGGAAUGGACCCAGCGGUUUUCUUGUUGCUGUAAUCGCUGAGACGCCUGCAGCCGCAGGGCCCACCGUCACCAGGCCCGCCUCAGCUGCCACUGCCUGAGCUAUGGGGACAGUCGUGAGGAGGCCCCGAGCUGGGCCUACCGCUGUCCCCGGCCUGGCAACCCCCAGCCCCUCUGCUGCUUCUCCCUGCCUGCAACUGCGGCGCCAGGAGGAAGGGGAUGUGACGAGGAGGUGUCAUCUGAGGUGUGUUAACAGUGCAGAUUCCUGCACCUGUCCCCGAGGUUUCAGGCUUGGUAGGUCCCAAGGCCUGAACUUACUUUCAGAGACUGCGUUUCCAGGGGUUACGGCUGGGAAUGGGACGUGAUGGGAGGUCAGCGUGAGGGUGGGGAGGGGCCGCCCCACUCACCAGCGUCGGUGCCAGCCGUUCCGUCCCCUGAGCAUCUACCCAGCGCUGCCAUGCAGCUGCCUGGGCCUGGCCUGCAGGGAACCCCGGUGCCGGCGAAGCAGUGCCUCAAGGCGCCCGCGCUGCAGGUACUUCCUCCUGAGGGGAGAGGCCCUGGUGUGUGUCCUGACAGCAAAGGGCAUCACGACCCCUUCAUGGCCAGGAAAGAGGGCAGAGCCAUGGGCCUGGGCCUGCUGCGGGAUGAGCACCGGCCAGAGAGGGCCCAGGUCAGGCAAGCCCCUCAGCCCAGCCCACGCCCUCAGCCCUCCCCCUCCACCCCUACCCUCAGCCCUCCCCCUCCACCCCUACCCUCAGCCCUCCCUCUCCACCCCUACCCUCAGCCCUCCCCCUCCACCCCUACCCUCAGCCCUCCCUCUCCACCCCUACCCUCAGCCCUCCCCCUCCACUCCUACCCUCAGCCCUCCCUCUCCACCCCUGCCCUCAGCCCUCCCUCUCCACACACACACACACACACACACACGCUCUCCUCCCACCCCAGACACCUUUGCUCGGCCUCGCCUUUGCCCUCGAGGUCUUUGGUCUCAGAGCUGCAGUCCCCUUCUGACCCCGUAGGUCACUGGCCCUGGGCCCCUGCAGCUGGAGCUGGGAGGCGGGGCAGAGGGGAGGCUCUCUGUCACCUGGCAAAGGGGCGUCGGAAGAGGUUAACACAUCAUUCAGGGGAGUAAGCUCUCCCCCCCGGUACUUCUGGAAGCUGAGCCCUAGGAAGAGAGUUAACGAGAAAUGGUGUUGAGCUUGUCCCUGCUUCCACCAUCUCUGCCCAAGCCUCCUGCAAAGGCUUGGGCUGUGGCCCCAAAAGGGGGGGCAGGAGAAAUUGUAAUUGUUUUCUCAAAAUUGUGAAAUACUCCAGAAGAGGAGAUGGGUGGGGAACACAGUAAAUACAUAAGACAGAUUCGCCAAGAGUUCAGAGCUGAUUUCCAGGCCCGUGAGGGCUGGUGACGGUCUCAUCCCUCCACUUCAGACAUGUUUAUUCCCUGAGGGAGGGUCUCCUUACUCUGAGUCCGGGACGUUUCUCUCGGCUUCCUCUGUCCACUGGGGCUGUGGUGCUUGGUUGGGCUGGGCAGGCCGUGGCCUGUGGCCUGCAGCUGCGGGCCUGAGGGAACAAAGAGGAAACCCUGAACCAAUGGGCUUGGACAUCUAGGGGCCCAAGUGACCUGGCAGGAUUCCUGUCCCGACCAGUAACAGGGCCUCCUAUUUGUGUGCACACAAGUGGGACGGAUUCUCGCGCGAGCCCUGAGGCUCCCAGAGGAGACAGGAAAGGCCCGAGGGUAGUAUGGCCAUCAGUACACGCCACUGCCUCUUUCCCCGUAGUCCCACAUGGCUCGAGACUCAGGAAGGUGAGUGGACCAAAAAUGGCUACCAAUCAGAGCUUACCUGUGCCAGGUACACCCUGUGCAGUGGGCAUUACUCUCCCCACUCAGAGCUUACCUGUGCCAGGUACACCCUGUGCGGUGGGCAUUACUCUCCCCACUCAGCCUCAUAAAGUCAAAUUACUUGUCUGAGGUCUCACCUCUGCAGAGUGGUCUGACUCCAGGGCCCGAGCCCCCAGCGACUGUGCCAUACGGACACCAGGGGCUCUCUAAGGGAUGGCAUAAAAUCCGCCCUUGUCAUUAGGUGAGGGCUGCCUGGGCGUGCGUGUGCGUGUGGUAGAAAGAGGGGGGCCUGGAAUUCAGCCCCCCAGUUACCAUUUACCAUUCCUGACAUUUACUUUGUUUCUACAAGUCUCAGUUUCUCCAUCAGUAAACGGGAUCCCUGCCUGCCUUUGCUGACAGAAAUGGAAUGGAAGUGUUUAUAAACAUACUCUGAAAAUAAAAUUCUCUUGAAACACAGAUCUAGAACUAAAAUACCCUGAGACCCCAGAAUCUGCUGUCGCCAUAGCCCCACAUAGGUAAAUAUGUGGAUUCUGCAAAUAACCAAAGCCAGUCCGUUUCAAUUCCAUUUAAAACAAACCACUUUAGCCUUUUUUCUUAGCUUUUCUAGAGUCUAUGACAUAUUUUGUGGCACCCUGAAACGGGAUUCUUAAUGAUGCCAGUUCACCUUGAGGAACACUCUGUGGCCUGCCAGUAACUCUGGGGCUAUGUGUCCCGCAAUGACAUGUCCCUAGACUGCCAUGCAGUGUCACUCUGUGCCCGGGUUUCCUUGUGGCCUCUUCCCUCGUGCUAGGCCACCCAGCUCUUUGUCACCAUUUGCUGGUAUCAGAACUAAUGCUUCUGGUCUGGAGACGGACUGGCAGUUAUCUUUGGGUAGAGAGAAUCACGAAAGAAUAUUUUUUCAUUUAUAUUUUCUGGGUUUUCUAUAA